AUCUUUACGUUCUGCUGCCUUCCUGCACGUUUCUCUUCUGACACCUGGCACACACCGAUCCUCCGUUAUGUCUCUCGGUAAAGUUGCCCGGGGUUUGGUGCUUCCGGCCCGGGUCGCCCUACGGCCCGCGGCCCCGGUUCUCCACCGGAGCUACGCCGCUGUUUCUGAAGCCAGAGCCGUGCUGGAGAGCGAGCUGGAGGGGAUCCGAGCCGCAGGGACGUGGAAAGCGGAGAGAAUUAUCACCUCAAAGCAGGGACCGCAGAUCAACGUGGAGGGCAGCAGCAGCACCAUAUUGAAUUUCUGUGCCAACAACUACCUGGGGCUGUCCAGUCACCCCGAGGUCGUUCAGGCUGGGAUCGAUGCUCUGAAUACUCACGGAGCUGGACUGAGCUCUGUCAGGUUCAUCUGUGGCACACAGGAUCUACACAAGAAUCUGGAGCAGAAGCUAGCUGAGUUCCACGAGAGGGAGGACUGCAUCCUCUAUGCUAGCUGCUUUGAUGCUAACGCUGGACUCUUUGAGGUUCUGUUGGGCCCGGAUGACGCGGUUCUGUCCGAUGAGUUGAAUCAUGCCUCGAUCAUCGAUGGGAUCCGACUGUGCCGAGCGAAGAGGCUGCGCUACAAACACAUGGACCUCAGAGACCUGGAGACCAAGCUCAAAGAGGCUCAGUCGUCUCGUCUUCGCCUGGUUGUGACGGACGGCGUCUUCUCGAUGGACGGAGACGUGGCUCCUCUCUCAGGAAUCUGUGAUCUGGCUGAUCAGUACGGAGCCCUCGUGUUCAUCGACGAGUGCCACGCUACCGGGUUCCUGGGGGCCCGAGGCAGAGGAACAGACGAGCUGCUGGGAGUGAUGGACAGAGUUCACAUCGUAAACUCCACCCUGGGGAAAGCUCUGGGAGGAGCAGCCGGGGGCUACACGGUGGGUCCCAAGCCGCUCAUCGACCUCUUGAGGCAGCGCUCUCGGCCGUACCUGUUCUCCAACUCUCUGCCCCCCCCGGUGGUCGGCUGCGCCCUCCGGGCCGUGGAGCUGCUGCUGGCGUCCAAUGAGAUCUCUCAGAGCAUGACGGCCAAAACCAUGAG
Molecule: messenger RNA, 1077 nt
Organism: Gymnodraco acuticeps
Lineage: Eukaryota; Metazoa; Chordata; Actinopteri; Perciformes; Bathydraconidae
Gene: gcat
Product: glycine C-acetyltransferase
Biological process (GO): biosynthetic process; L-threonine catabolic process
Molecular function (GO): pyridoxal phosphate binding; glycine C-acetyltransferase activity
Source: RefSeq, a predicted model, not a curated record